Molecule: messenger RNA, 1577 nt
Organism: Ceratitis capitata (Mediterranean fruit fly)
Lineage: Eukaryota; Metazoa; Arthropoda; Insecta; Diptera; Tephritidae
Product: serine protease easter
Exons: 6
Coding region: 126-1442 (438 amino acids)
Biological process (GO): proteolysis
Molecular function (GO): serine-type endopeptidase activity
Source: RefSeq, a predicted model, not a curated record
UUUUCGAUUCAAGCAAACAGUCUUGCUUCAUACACGAUUCGAAAACUACGGUUGUACACGUAAUAUUAAAUAUUCAUCUUUUAUAAAUAAAAAGGAAUAUUCUAGUGUAUUGUCGGGUAACGAAAAUGGAUCUAAAAAAGGAUAUACGACUAUUAAUUCUCAGUAUUUUUAUUUGUAAACUUCGUGGCGCUACUGGAGAAGAAGAUUAUGGAAGCUGUCAAACGGCAAAUGGGCUAUUGGGUGAUUGCAAAUUACUGCAAUCAUGUACAGAACUAUAUAACAUAGCUAUGAAAUCUGACUUGGAAGAUCACGAGAUAAUGCUUUUAAGGAACAGUAGAUGCGGUUCAUCCGGUAAAAGUAUAUUGGUUUGCUGUCCUAAGCCUGCUGCAACUCCAACAAACGAUCUUUCUAACUCAGAUUGCGAAACCCCGGAUGGAAGAGAGGGCAAAUGCAUAUCCAUACGCGAGUGUGGUUCCUUAUUACCUUUGAUCAAAGACAAUUUAUCUACAAAUGAACAAAAUUUCAUAACCAGAAGCGUGUGCGGACAAAAUGGUUAUCGGGUAUGCUGCCCUGAUCCUGCACCAAGUAAUCGAGGAGAUUUACCUUCGCCUUCGAAAUGUGGAAAAAUUCGAUUAACAGAACGCAUUUUUGGAGGAACUGCGACAGAUAUUGAUGAAUUCCCUUGGACUGUACUACUUAUAUACUACAAAGGUGCACAAAAUGAAGUUGGCUUUCAUUGUGGUGGCAGUCUCAUCAAUGACCGUUACGUUUUGACAGCAGGACAUUGCGUUAGCAAGCGUGUACUUCCAGCUAGUUGGCGUCUCUCUGGGGUUCGAUUGGGUGAAUGGAAUUUGGAAACGCAAACAGAUUGCCAAAUCGAUAGCCAAGGCAAUUCACUUUGCUCAGAUCAAUAUGUAGAUGCUGCAAUCGAGGAAGAAAUUUGCCACCCAUUGUACAAUGUAAGAUCACAAGAAAAUGACAUAGCCCUGCUAAGGCUUCAAGAAAAAGUCAACUUCAACAGCUUCAUUUUGCCAAUUUGCUUGCCAUUAAAUGCGGAUACGUUACAAAGUAAUUUUGAAAAUGUUACUAUGGAGAUUUCUGGUUGGGGAGCAACCGAAACCGCUAGUAGUAGUAAGAUGAAGCUUAAAGCAUUGGUAAGAGGUCAAAACAUUGAAAAAUGCAAAGUUAAGUAUCGUACUUAUACAAGAAUUGAAUUGGGCAAUAAACAAAUGUGUGCUGGUGGAGAGAAAAGUAUCGACACCUGUCGUGGCGACUCCGGUGGACCAUUAAUGCUUACACAACUGAAUAAUGGAAAAGAUGCAUAUUAUUUGGCUGGCGUGGUUUCUUUUGGCCCGACACCUUGUGGCCAAGAAGGGUUUCCUGGUGUAUAUACCCGAGUUGAUUCUUUUGUAAAUUGGAUACAAAAUACGAUUAAAAAAUAAAAAACUUAAUAAAACGAUUUAAAUUAAAAAUGAUUUUUGGGGCCUUGGCGGUCUUUUUCGAUAUGUGCCAAGCCAAAAAAGUAAAAUAUGUAAAUAUGUUUAUAAUAUAGAUAUCUUUAUAGCAUGAAACAAUAA